Messenger RNA from Chrysochloris asiatica (Cape golden mole), 1956 nucleotides. It is a transcript of the gene SAMD15, whose product is annotated as sterile alpha motif domain containing 15. Gene Ontology annotation, molecular function: protein binding. NCBI's taxonomy places the organism in Eukaryota, Metazoa, Chordata, Mammalia, Afrosoricida, Chrysochloridae. The coding region runs from base 1 to 1956 and encodes 651 amino acids. The record is from RefSeq and is a predicted model, not a curated record. The transcript has 3 exons.
AUGGCGGAGGUCCCUGAAAAUAACUAUUCUGGAUCCGACGAAGAUGAGGACCCGAGUACUGAGAGACCCAAACUUCUUAAGCGGACUGAAGGUGGCGAACCAGACAACCCUGCAGAGGUAAGCCAGGAACUACCCAUAGAGAGUCACCAAGAACUACAGCCAAAGACGACCUUAGAGACUGAGGAAGACAACUUUGAAGAAGGGGAGCCAGAGAAUGUUAAGAAUAUGCAGCUAAAACCAACCAGGACACCCAAGGUAGAAAUAUCCAACGAGUUAGGUACAGAUGUAUCUGGAAAGAGUGAGCCAAAGAUUCCCCAAAAGACAUCCAGAGAGAUGGGAGGAGAGUUCGUCAUUGAUCCAGAAUUCCCUCUGGUUGAAAAGCAUAAGGAACUAUACAUAGAGCCACAAGAGGAAAUCUUACUACAAGUUACUGAGAAUGUACUCAUUGAGUCAGUUAGGGUAGCAGAUCUAGAGCUACCAAAGGAAACCAAGUCUGAGGUCCUAGGGACAACACACGAUGAGGCAAGAUUAGAAUUACUAGAGAAGUCCAAGCCUGAGGUUUCAGAAGAAUCGCUUAGAGAGCAAUAUAAAGAGAUAAUUCUAGAGCCUCCAGAGCUGACAAAACUAGAAUUCCCAAGUGAUACACCAAGAAAAUCAGUUGAAGAAACAGAUUUACAGCCACAAAAAAUGACUAAGACAGAGAUUCCAGAUGAAGCAGGAAGAAAGUCAGUUGAGGAACAAGGGGUAGAGCCACUGGAGCAGACUACUGUAGAGUUUCCAGAGCAGGAAUCAAGAAAGUCUAUUGAGGCAGGUCUAGAACCUCCAGAAAAAACUAAACCAGAGAUUCCAGAGGAGACCCUAAGGAAGUUAACUGAGGAACAAGGGACAGUGCCACCUGAGCAGACUUCAGUAGAGUUUCCAGAGCAGAAACCAAGAGAGUCUACUGAAGAUACAAGAAGAAGCUCAACUAAGGAGAGAGUCCCAGAGGCACUCGAGGAGAUGAAGUCAGAGUUUCCCGAGGAAAAAUCAAGAAAAUCAGUUGAGGAAACAGGUCUAGAGCCACUAGAAAAUACCAAAUCAGAGGAGUCAAGACGAGAGUCAAAUGAAGAAAAGAUUCCAGCACCACUAAAGGAGACUGAUCCAGUGCUGCCACAGGAGAUCAAACCAGAGGUUCAAGAGUUACCAGAUGAAACCAAACCACUAUUUAGAGAAGGGACAAAUGUAGAUUCAUCCAAGGAUGAUAGAUUAGAACCAAUCAAGUUUCAGUACUCUGGAGAAGUCAAUGAACAAGAGCACCCCAACUAUCAAAUUAAAAAGUUAUCAAAAAAAGACUCUCUGCUAAACAGAGACAGUGAAACAGAAUUGUCAGAAACAGAUGAUGAGUUUUCUAAAGAACCACUUAAGCCAACUGAUAUUCUAAUAGAAAAUGCAAGCUUAUAUUCCUUAGAGUCUCUAAGAGACUUAGAAAAGUCCUUAGAAAAAAUAAAUUUGUCUGAAGAGAUGGUAGAACUGGUAUUUGAAGAUAAAGAAACUCCGCCUGAAAAGGAAUUUAAGCUACAAUUUGAGUAUCUUAAGUGGAGCCCUAAAGACGUUGCAGAGUGGAUUAGCCAACUAGGCUUCCCUCAAUAUAAGGGAUGUUUUACCACAAACUUCAUCAGUGGCCAGAAACUCAUCUAUGUAAACUGCUCAAACCUCCCUCAGAUGGGCAUAACAGAUUUUGAGGACAUGAAGAUAAUUUCUCGGCAUACUCGGGAGCUACUGGGAAUUGAAGAACCCCUGUUCAAACGUUCCAUCACCCUUCCCUACAGGGACAAUAUAGGUUUGUUUUUAGAGCAAAAAAGUCAUACUGGGGAAAAAUCCAAUUCUUUGACUUUAUCUCAGUUUGUCCAAGCAGCAGGAUUACAAGAUUAUGCCCCCCAAAUACCUGCUUCUACAGAGAACCAAGCAUUAUGUUAA